AUGUCUGAUGAAGAUCUUACACUAAAAUUAGAAAAAAAAAAGAAGAAGAAACAACCAAUUCUUGAUGAUGUUGAUAAUGCUGAUGGUGACACUGAACUUGUUUUGGGAAAAAAAAAGUCAAAAAAAAAGGUUCCCGUAGAAUCUGCAGCUGCUGAGGAAGUAUCAGCAAGUGAGGAUGGUAUAGCACCAGGAAUUGGAAGAACAAAUCUUAUUGAUGCUAAUGGUUCAUGGCCAGAUUAUAGUUAUGAAGAAUUACUAGAUCUAGUUUUUGGUAUAAUGCGUGAAAAAAAUCCAGAAUUAGUUACAGGUGAUAAGAAAAAGUUUGUCAUGAAACCUCCUCAGGUUGCUAGAGCUGGUUCUAAAAAAACUGCAUUUACUAAUUUUGCUGAAAUAUGUAGAAUUUUAAAACGUCAACAUAAGCAUGUAUUACAAUUUUUGUUAACAGAAUUAGGUACAACUGGAUCUUUGGAUGGCAAUAGUUGUUUAAUUGUUAAAGGACGUUUUCAACAAAAACAUUUUGAAAAUGUCUUAAGAAAAUAUAUUAAAGAAUAUGUCACUUGUCAUACAUGUCGUUCUUCAGAUACUGAAUUAACAAAAGAUACAAGAUUAUACUUUUUACAGUGUAAAACUUGUGGUUCAAAAUGCUCUGUUUCUGCUAUUAAAUCUGGAUUCACAGCUAUGGUUGGUAAACGUGCUGCUUUAAGAAGGGCAGCUGAGGCUACCGCUGGUGCUAAAUGA
Strongyloides ratti is the source of this 738-nucleotide messenger RNA. Its product is annotated as Eukaryotic translation initiation factor 2 subunit 2. Lineage: Eukaryota; Metazoa; Nematoda; Chromadorea; Rhabditida; Strongyloididae. Gene Ontology annotation, cellular component: eukaryotic translation initiation factor 2 complex. The record is from RefSeq and is a predicted model, not a curated record. Gene Ontology annotation, biological process: translational initiation; formation of translation preinitiation complex; formation of cytoplasmic translation initiation complex. The coding region runs from base 1 to 738 and encodes 245 amino acids. Gene Ontology annotation, molecular function: translation initiation factor binding; mRNA binding; translation initiation factor activity. The transcript has a single exon.